This is a messenger RNA of Closterium sp. NIES-67, 9720 nucleotides long. NCBI's taxonomy places the organism in Eukaryota, Viridiplantae, Streptophyta, Zygnematophyceae, Desmidiales, Closteriaceae. The record is from the annotation of a GenBank genome assembly.
UUCUACCAUGGUGAAAAUUGAACUUGUCAAGUGCCUCAUAUUUUCCCCACCAGCCGGGGCGAGGGAUAGGAGCCGACAAUGGUUCGAAUGUACCGUAGGACAGCGUGUGGGGCAAUGUAGGUCGCUGCCGUGACGCAAUGCGUUAGCAUUUGAAAAAAGGGGGUAGCUUUGCGCCUGAGCGAAUCUAGCAAUGGCUCUCGUCGACGACACGAAAAUGUGCCAGGACCUUCGAGAGAAAUGGCACGAGGAAAGCGAAAUGGACACCGACGACGACGACGCAGACGCCGAACAGGAGGAUGAAGAGGAGGAGGAAGAGGAAGAGGAGCUAGAUGAGAAGUUAGACGGGAGAGCCAAGCCGGAAGAGGCGAGUGAAAAGCGGGUAUUUAACGUGCCGACUCCAGAGCCAGGCAUGUGGAGUCCCGUGACGCUAGGGACGCCAGGAGGGAAAUCGUUCCGCGUGACUCUAAUCGACGACGCCGGUAACGAGGUGUCUCCCUGGCACGACGUGCCCCUGCAUUCGGCCAACGGUACUUUCAACGCCGUCUGCCUCACGCCCAAGGGCUGCCAGGACGACUACGAGGUCGCCGUUCGCGAACGCCUCGCGCCGCUGCGAAUGCGGUUACGCGGUAACAAGCCCGUGCGAUUCGCCGACCCGAUCCCGUGGAACUUCGGCGUAUUCCCGCAAACGUGGGCCGACUCCUCCACCCGCUGCCCGGAAUUCGGCAACCUGCCGUUAGACGACAGCCCGGUGGAGUUAAUCGACAUAGGCAGUCAGGUUCGGCAGUUAGGCGAGGCGUACGCGGUGGAGCCGCUAGCGGCAUUCGUGCUGGUGGAUCCGAGGGGGUUCCAGCUUUCGUGGAAGGUGGUGGGGAUAGCGACGGAUGACCCGUCGGGGUUCCAGGACCUGAGCGACGAGAACGUGGCGGGCAUUGUACAGACGCUGCUGGAUUGCAUCCGCGAUUGGCUGCGCGCCGGGCGGCAUUGCGGAGGCGAGAAGACCCGGGUGCUGACUCUAAGCCAGGGCAAGGCCGGGCAGGACAAGGUUAUGGAGAUUGUCGCGCGGGCACACGCCGCGUGGCAGCUGCUCCGUAGCGGGGCGGCUGAUAACGAGGGUAUGGGCGACCUGCUCCUCUCCCCCAACCUUCUGCGAAAGCCCCAGUCCGGCCCCGCUGUGCGGAUAUUCGCUGAAUCCUACGCGACGGAUUCCGCGAAUAAAGACAAGGCGGUGAUCGAUGAGCAGGAUAUUAAGACUCUGGUGGCUCCGGUGUUUGGGAGUAGCUUCAUGGUGGACUCUUGGGAUAGCCCGGAUGAAAUGGAAGGGGAGGAGGCGGAGGAGGGGGAGGGGAAGGGGAAGGACGAGGAUUCGGACGAGGAUUGGGGCAUGGGCGGGGGAGGGGGAGGGGGGACCGCAGCAGGGGCAACCGCAGCAGCAGGAGCGGCAGGAGCGGCAGGAGCGGCAGGGGGGAAUGCUGGCGGGGAGGGGGAUGAUGAGGGGGAGGAGGACGAGGGUCCGUUGUUGGAGGAAGGUCGUAGGUCAGUGACCCUAAACCUUUAUCCUGGCACUCUUGAUCCUGGUUCGGGCUUUCCCCUCAGCCCUGGGGUAAAAGCGGACGGGCAGGGGGGCGCAAGCAGGGCGUUUGGGCGCACGCGCAGCGCUGGGUCCGCGGAUGGGAGGGCGAGAGAGGCGGUAGCAACGGGGGGGACGCGAGGGGCGGGAGGGAGAGGAGGGGCGGAAGCGGAUGCAGCAGCAGCAGCGCAGACGGCGUCCUCGUUAUCAGCCUCCCAGUCCCGUUAUAAGGCGUGGCGGAACCUGCUAGUGGAUGUGCACCUGGGGAGGCCCUCCAAGGGCGGGAACGAGGGGGGGAGCUUCCUGGGGGAAGGCGCAGACGCGGGCGGAAGCACAGGGGCAGGCGCGGGGGCAGGAGGGGGAGCAGGGUCAGGAGGAGGAGCGGGGGGAGCAGGGGGAACAGGGGGAACAGCGACGGGGCGGAGCAGCGUCUGGGGGGGAUCCUGGGGGGGAUCGUCCGCCCCUACCCCCACCGCCCUAGGCCCCACCACCUCCUCCUCCUCCGCCUCCACCCCGUCCUCCUCCUUCCCCUUCCCCCCUCUCCCCCCCUCCGCCCCCCUCUCCUCAUCCUAUAACGGCCAUCCCACCCCCGCUACCUGCCCAGAGACGCUAGAAGACGUUCCUAGGAGUAAGUCUACUUCCCCAGGCGUCCACCGCUCCGCCUCCGGGGGGGAGACGCGCGGGGGGACGGGGUUCUUUGCCAGCCUUGGGGGGACUUUUGGGGGCGCGGGGGCGGGUGGGGGGAGCCGGGGGGCGCGCAGAAGGAGUUUGCGCCAUAGCAGGAGUCAUAGCUUCUCGGAAGCUUCCCAGGAUGGGGGGGAAGUGGGGGCAGGCGCGGGGAGGGAGGAGGCUGGGGGCGGAGGCGGAGGCGGAGGGGGAGAGGGAGGAGGGAGGGUAGGGGGAAGCUUGUAUGGGGAGAUUGGGGAUGGAUCAGCGGGGGCUGGGGGAGGGUGGGGCGCAAGUGGAGGGUGGGGCGUUAACGCUGGGGGUAGCGGUGGGGGUUAUGGCAGCACAGGGUGGCUUUCCGCGUCUGGUAGCGUUGGGGGAAGCAUGGGCGGCAGUAUAGACAGCAACAGCGGGAGGAGCAGCAGCAGCAGUCUAAGCAGCAGAGAGGGGGGGCGUGAGGGCCGUGAGGGGCGGGAGGGGAGGGAGGGGAGGGAGGGGAGGGAAGGGAGAGAGGGUAGGGAGAGCCGGAGAUCGCUCAGCAUGGUCCUAGAGCCGAUCCAAGGCACCCCCAACACAAGCCCCUUACCAGCAGAAUCCCUCCUUCCCUCCGCCCUCCCUACCUCCCACCCUUCCCCCCUUUCUUCCGCCCUACCUUCCGCCCUCCCCCCUGCGCCCCCGUACCCCCCCUCCUCCGCCUCUGGUACCACCACUCCCCCUUAUGCUACCCGCUCCCCCAGAUCCAGCCCCCUUUCCCGCUCUGCCCGCGCGUUCUCACAUCUUCCGCCCAUCCCCCCGCCCUCCCCGGGGCUUCCCCCCGUCAUCCCCCCCACGCACAGCGGCAGUAGCGGGGGAAUGAGCCCCGGGCUCCCCCCUGCCAUUCCGCCCACGCACAGUGGGAGCAGUGGGGGAUUGAGUCCCCUUAUUAGCCCGCAAUCCCAUCUCUGGGCCAAUACCAGCAGCCCCCACACCAGCAGCAGCCCGAAUAGGUUCAGUCCUGGUAAAGCACUAAGCGCUGGGGGAAUGCUAAGUGCUGGUGGGAAUAGCGGUGCUCGUGGUGGCGGUGGUGGUGGUGGUGCUGCUGCUGCUGAUGCUGCUGCUGGUGGGGGGGGGGGUAGUGGGGGUAGAACUGUCUCUGGGUCAGUCAGGGGGAGCAGCAGCGGCGGGGGGCUGUUUGGGGGGCUGAUGAGCGGAGCGAGGAGGGGAGGGGGGAGUGUGAGGGAGCGGAGUCGGCAUGUGAGGCGGCACUCGGUGGACGUGGUGGCUGCUGUGCCCCUCCUCUCUCCCAUUACCAGGGGCCUCUUCUCCUUCCCUAAGGCUGCCGAGGCUGCGGCAGGGGAGACGGCAGGAGCAGGAGGAGGAGGAGGAGGAGGAGUGGGGGCAGCAGGAAUAGGAGCAGGAGGGGGGGAAGCAGAGGUUGAUUUGACAGGAGAAGGGGGAGCUGCCAGGUCAGGGGCGGCAGGAGCGGGUGCAUUGGAAGCAGUUGCAGCAGGAGGGAGAGGAGAGGGUUCCAGCCUCCCAGUUUCUCUGAGAGGUUUCCCCAAAGCGUCAGUCAGCGUCAGCAGCAGCAUCGGCAGCAACAGCAACCAAUUCACCAGCAGUAGCCACAUCCCUGCCAGCAGCAGCAGGAGAGAGAGCGGAGGAGGCGGCGGCUCGGUGCUGGGGUUUGUGAGGCGGUCGGGCUUCUCCUUCCACCGCCGGAGCACCUCCCACCACGACCUGGGGCUGCCGAAACGAUCACCAGGCGGAGGGGGAGGGGGAGGAGCAGGGGGAGCAGGGGGGGUAGGGGGAGCAGGAGGAGCAGGAGGUGGAGGGGGGAGUGUAAGUGGCGGCAGUGGGAACCAGCCAGGACUGUCUCCGUGUACUGCGCCUCCCCCUCUGCCCCCCUCGGCCUCCCUCUCCUUCUCCUCCUCCUCCCGCUUCCUUCGAAAGAACAAGACGCCGCCGCCCUACCACCACCGCAGCACUGCCAGCGAGGACUUCCGCUCCUUCCACCACUCGUUACAGUCACCCUCGAUACAGCCACAGUCGCAGUCGCAGCCACAGUCACAAACACAGUCACAAUCGUCCUCGGCUGCGCAUUCCCCCGCUGCUCGCGCUGUGCCCGCGCGCUCGUUGUCCUCUCGUUCGCUGUCUGCUCAUUCUUCCUUGGGUCCCUCCCCGGCAUCUAGCACCAAAUCUACUGGCUUUGGAGAAGGGCAAGGGGGCAGCACGGCAGAGGGAGGGCCGUUGGAGGUCGAGAGGCAAGGUGGGGAGCGGUUGAACGCGGUGCAGAGGGGUGCUGGUGGGCCUGGGGUGGUGGUUGACGCGUUGGCGCAAGGGCAGGGGCAGAUGCGUGAGGAAGAGGAGGGGUUGGGGCUGGGCGGGGGUUUGGAUUCUGAGAAUGUGUUUCAGCAGUUUCACCUGCAGCUGCAGCUGGAGCAGGUUCAACUGCAGCAGCAGCAGCAGCAGGACCCCCAGCAGCAGCAGCAGCAGCAGCAGCAGCAGGAGCCCCAGCCCCAGCAGCAGCAGCUGCCUCAGCCGCAGUCAGAGCCGAAGCCCCGUCGCCACCGUCGCCUGAUGUCCCUCCCAGGGACCCCAGACAUGAAAGGCCUGCGCAUCCUCCCUCUCUCCUUCUCCAAACACCGCUCCCCCUCCCCUACCCCUACUCCCCUAACUGCCGCCCCCCAACUCCCCCUUUCCGCCCCUGGCGCCGAACCAGAACCGAAUGGCUCGGAUGUGUCUGGUUCGGAAGCAAGGCCGCAUGGAGCUUCGUGUGGAGGUUCGGGUCUGGGAGGGGGGAUGUGGCCGUGGUCUCGCCCCUCGCGUGUAGAAGCAGACGCAGGGCUAUUAGGAGCAGGGCCAGUGGGAGCAAGGUCAGAGGGAGCAGGGUCAGUGGGAGCAGCAAUGCCUACCUCAUCGAUUUCUGGGAUUGCCCGUGCUGCUGAAGUCCCACAGGACUGUCUUGGUCCUCUGGGAGGAGCACUGCAACACCCAGGGGAGGCUCAAGCUGACGCUGCUGCUUUGGCUGCUGGUGCUUUGGCUGCUGGUGCUCUGGCUGCUGCUGAGUCGUCGUCUGCAGCAGUGUCUGACAGGCCACAGCUCGCAGCUGCCCUCUCACUGGAAGAUGGUGGCUUGGUUACAGUAGGUGGCGCUGCAGGGGUAGUAGGUGGUGCUGCAGGGUUAGUAGCUUCUGUUCCUCUAGGUAGUGCUGAAGCAGAGGCAGAGGCAGAGGCAGAGGCAGAAGCAGAAGCAGAAGUUUCUGCUGUUGGAGCUGCUACAGCUGCUGCAGCUGCUACAUUUGCUGCAGUCAACUCUCCAGAUGACCCAUAUUCCCACUCUCCCUCUCGACACCAACCCUCCCCCUCACAAACUACACCUGACCACACAAGCCCAGUUCAUUUCUCCUCCCCUCCGCUUGCGCACUCCCCUUCCCCUCAUCCGCCCCGAUCCCCCUCCCCCCUCCAUCGCACCCCUUCUCCUCCUCCUCACCCCCCUCUGCGCGCUCAGAGUGCCAAUCUGGAGACAUCUCAAACCCCCCCACAGCGGGCUCAGAGCGCCAAUCUGGAGACAUCUCAAAUCCCCCCACAGCGCGCUCAGAGCGCCAAUCUGGAGACAUCUCAAAUCCCCCCACAGCGCGCUCAGAGCGCCAAUCUGGAGACAUCUCAAAUCCCCCCACAGCGCGCUCAGAGCGCCGCCCGGAGCUUCCUGCUACAGGAGCUCGGGGCACGGCGCCCCCAAGGCUUCAUCCGAACCUCCAGCGUAGCCUCAGCGCUCACAGGCUUGGCGGGUCUUGGUCCGGGCCAAGGUUCGCCGGAGAAGGCCAGAGGUAGAGACAGCGAAAGAGGUGAUGAUGAUAACAGUUGUAACGCUGGUGGUAACAUUGGUGGUGAGAGUAACACUGACGGUAACCACAGCAGCAACAGUGGCAAAAGUAGCAUCAGGGGAGGGGGUUUUGCUUCCCCUCCUCGCCCCCCUUCGUCUGACAGAAACAGACGUUCUAAAUCCCCCUUGAGCCUGCUUGAUAGGAGCAGGAGCAGGGGGAGAGACAGCAGUGCAGAGGGCAGCAGAGAGGGGGAUGGUAACACAGAAAGGAGCAGGGGAAGAGACGAUGGGAUUGGGAGAAGCAGGAGUGUGUGUGAGCGCAUCACGGGGAGGGAGAAAAGCAGCAGUAGCAGCAGCAGCAGCAGCGGCAGCGGCGGCGGUAGCAAGGCUGACCCUGCUGCUGUUGCUUGUUUCCCAAGCCACGCCUUUGCAGGCAGAGGGUCGGUUGCAGGCAAGGGGUCUGUGCACCCGAGUCCCCUCGAUAAUGACCAGGCGCCCAGUCCUAGUGCAUCAGAUGGUGAGACGGCAGGAGAGGAGGAAAAUGGAACUGCGCAGGAGGCACGUGGGGGAGAGGAGAGCGGGGCAGAGGGCAGGGGAGAUGGAAGGGGUGAGGCUUUUGAGCCGAGUCAAAGGGAGGAGCGGGGGGCAAAGAGCAGGGGAGAUGUAAGGGGUGAGGAGGUUGCUGCUGCUGCUGCUGCUGCUGUUGCUGCGAAGGUCUCUGAAUGUCCCUCCCUCUCUGUCUCUCUCACGUUUUCCCGGAAGUUUCCUGUGGCGAGCGAUGCUGCAGUCGAUGCUGUGAAGGGAGCUGAGGCAGUGGGACCGGUUGCGGAAGCACCAGUGGGAGGGGCACCAGUGGGAGCAGUAGGGCAAGGCGCAACAGUAGGAGCAGCAGCGAGAGUAGAGGCAGUGGGAGACGGAGAAGCUGAUAGCCUCUUAUCACAUUUCCGCCAGCAGCAGCAGCAGCAGGCAAAGUGGGAAGACGAGAAGGGGCAUGAGAUGGGCAAAUCUGAGCAGCAGCAGCAGCAGGUGGAGGCUUCGUUUCUGUCUUCCUCUCAUCCACAAUACAUUCCUCAUCAUCAGCAGCACCAGCAGCACCAGCAGCAGCAGCAGCAGCAGCACCACCACCACCACCAGCAGCACCACCAGCACCAGCACCAUAGGCGAACCAUUUCUACACCUUCCAGCCCCAAAGGUCGCAGCAGAGAGCAUACCGAGGAGGCUACCGAGGGGAAUGGCAGGGAGUUUCCCUGGGUGCCUAAGGUACCGAGCAGGGUGUAUGAGCUUCCACAUGCAAGGAAACUAGAGCUCAAGACUGGGCUCCUCCGAACCUCCUCUGACGCGCCGGACCUCAACCCGAGCCAGAGGAAGAGCCCCCGGGGGAAGGGCGGAGGCUUGGGAGGAGGCUCAGGCUCGAGGUUCAUGCGCAGGUUCGGGAGUGAUAACGAGAGACGGUCGGAGGGAAGGGAGUGGAUGCGGGGUGGGAGGGAAGAUGAGAGGUUUGGGAUGGAUUUGAGUGCGGUUCGGAGGAAGGAGGGUCGCUUGGAGGAUGAAGAAGUGGGGUCAGAGGAGGGGAGUGUGGAGGAGGAGGGGAAGGAGAGGGAGGAGGAUGGUGUGGGGAAGGGGAGGUUUGGAGAGCGCGUUUGGCAGCAGCAGCAGCAGGCAGGGGCAGAGGUGCUGACGCUUCACAGCCCUGUGUCCCCCACUGUGGGCCUCCUUCCAGCCCAAGGCAAGAAGCUUUGGAUCAACAAGGGAGCGCGGGAAGUCCCGAGCGAAAAACGAGCAGCGGGUAGGAAUGCGGAGGAGGAAGAGGAAGAUGAAGGGGAAGGUGAUGAUGAUGAUGAUGAGGAGGAGGAGGAGGAGGAGGUCAAGGCAGCUAGAGAGUGGAGGGGGGGCCGCAGUCACACGCUAGACAGUGCCGAUCGGAGAAAUCCUUUGCUGCUGGAGCCCGGCCACCAGAGAGGUCGUCAGCAUCACCAGCAUCGCCAGCACCAUCAUCAGCAUCCCGACCAAGGCUCACGCUCCACUCGCAACCGCAGCAGCGUCGACUGGUCUCCUUCCCAUUCCCCUUCCCAUUCUCCCCCCUCUCCCCCGCCCUGGCCCCGGAAGGAGCUGUCAGGCAGCAGUGUUUCCCAGCGCCGGGCGGCUCUCUUCGCCUUGCCUGGCAGCGCCUCCGUUAAAGACCAGACCAGAUCUUCUAGGGGUCAUGGUGGGUCGUUCAAAGACCGCAGGGGGUUCUCCAAGGGUGAUGGUGGGUCGUUCAAGGAGAGCACUCGGCCGUUUGAGGCGCCUCAGAGGGAGAGUCUUGCGUUGUCGAGAGACCGCACCCCGCCGCCACGUGUGCCUGUCCGAAGAGAAGCCGGAGCUGCCCGAGAGAGGACUGGCGAGAGGGGAAGAGGGGGGUCGGGGAAUUGGGGUGGGAGUUGGGGGUUGCACUCUAGGUCCCCCUCCCCUGCCCCUGUACCUGCGCCUAGGUCUCCUUCGCCUGCUCCCACCCCUGCUCCUCCUUCGCUUCCCCAUGCUAGGGUGAGGCCUCUAUCUGUUGACCUCUCAGUGUCUCAGGACCAGGAAGCUUCCAGGAACAAGGCAUGGCAGAUGGGAGAGGGGGAGAAGCACUGGGUGGGGGAGAGGGGGAGGGAGAGGGAGAGUGUGAGGGAGUGUGUGAGGGAGGAGGGUCGAGGGUGGAGAGAAGGCAACAGGCGCAGUGUAGAUUGGGUCCAGCAUGGACGAGAAAAGGGGCGGGAGAGUGAGAGCAGUGUUACACGACGGCAGAGUGGGGAUAGGGAGCUGUGUGGUGCGUGGGGAGGAGAGCAAAGGAGCGGUGGAAAGGGCGAUCGACGGACAGAGGGAGUAGUUGCGAGUAGGCGGGUGGUGGAGCUGAGACGUGUUGAGAGGGAGGAGGAAAGCGAUGAUGAAGAAGAAGAGGAAGAGGAGGAGGAAGAGGAGGAAGAGGAGGAUGAAGAGGAAGAGGAGGAAGAGGAGGAGGAAGAAGAGGAGGACGGGGAAGGAGAGGAGGAGGAGGAGGAGGAAGAGGAAGAUGAAGACGAAACUGAGGAUGAUUAUGAAACUGAGGAGGAAGACGAUGAAGAGGAUGAGGAAGAGGAGGAUGAGGAUUACAACAGUGACGAUUCUAGAGUGGAACAUACAGGGGGGAGGGGAGCCUCCAAGAAACCUGAGCCCAGGCAGUACGUGUGGGAUAUAAUCACACCCGAUACAGCCUCAUUCACCACCGCUCACUCUUUAUCCUCCAACCAAUCACACUUGCAAGGAACCAAAGCGGGGGUGCAAGGAGGGAGCAGGGAAGGGCGGGAGGGGGAAAGCCGGGAGCGGGGUAGGGGAGAGGAGGUACGGGCGUCUAGACCUUGGCCCGGUUCGCAGCAGGCUCACACUGCAGGGGCCCACCAGAGCAGCAGCAAGGCAACCAGUAGUAGCAGCAGCAGUGGCUACAACCGCAGCAGCUACAACCAGGGGUCUACGGGAUCUCAGCAAGGCGGCAGGCACUGGUGACGUGCGCUUGUUUGUUAAAUUAUUUGUUUGGUACAGAACUGUUUACCUGGUUGGUUAUUGUGGGUUGCAUCAAAGUGCCACAGUUGCUCUAGGAAUGGUAGAUAGCUACUUGUCAUUUAUCCCUUAAAGACAUCUACGGUACUGUUGUUAUUUUUGCGGAGGUAUCAAUUGUGCGUGCUUGU